AUGCAAAAGUGGGUUAGCUUAAAAAACUCAUCUCUUCAUAUUGAAAAUGUGGUAGAUAAGCAAUCAAGGCAACAAGUGAUAGACAAUCAGUUGCGACUUACAAUCACAAUAGAGGGCAUUCGGUAUCUAGCAAAUCAAGCAUUGGCUUUUCGAGGUCAAGAUGAAUUCGUUGACUCAUCUAACCGGGGCAAUUUCGUUGAAAUCUUAAAGUCUUUUGCAAGAAUGAAUAUUGAAGUUGAGAAAGUUGCUCUAGAUAAGGCUCUUCAUAAUGUUCAGUAUAUUGCCCAUGAUAUACAAAAACAAAUCUUGCAUAUUUUUGCUACCAAGGUGAAGAAGAAAAUUUGUACCGAACUUGGGAAGAACAAAUAUUGUAUUCUUGUUGAUGAAUUACUUGAUGAAUCAAGCAAGGAACAAAUGGCUAUUAUUCUAAGAUUUGUUGAUUGUGAUGGAUUUAUUCGUGAACACUUUUUCGAUAUUGUGAGUGUCGUAGACACUAAUGCCUUGACUCUUAAACAAGAGAUAUGCAAAGUGCUUGAUAAUAACGGCAUUCUAGUGGAAAACAUGCGUGGCCAAGGGUAUGAUGGUGCUAGUAAUAUGCGUGGUUCAUGGAAUGGAUUACAAUCAUUGUUUCUUCAAGAUUGUCCAUAUGCAUAUUAUGUGAAUUACUUUGCUCAUCGCUUGCAAUUAGCAUUAAAUGGUGCAGCUAAAAAUGUGAAGGUUGUAUGGAGAUUUUUUUCAAUGUUGACUAACAUUGUGAAUUUUGUUAGUGCUUCUGCUAAGCGUCUUAAUGAGUUAAAUUUAAUCCGAAAAGCUGAACUAUAA
This is a messenger RNA of Prunus mume (Japanese apricot), 822 nucleotides long. The record is from RefSeq and is a predicted model, not a curated record. NCBI's taxonomy places the organism in Eukaryota, Viridiplantae, Streptophyta, Magnoliopsida, Rosales, Rosaceae.